UUCGACGACUGAAAGUCUGAAAUCCUGUCGACUUGCAGCAUCCGUUGCCGCCGGUCCUUAUCUUUCGGCGCCCCUUAAGUCGCAUCCCUUGUCAUCGCUUCCUCUUCACCACCUACUGUGACCACUUCCGCCUGACCUUAGUGUAACGGGUCACCCUACUGCUAACACCUCUCAUACCGCCGUGCUAGGGGUGGGCGCCGCCGUGGUGCUUCGCAUUUGGCAAACUCGAGCUUAUUGAUCGGCCUACCCGUUCGAUUAUUGUACGCUUUCACUGUUCUCCUUGUACUUUAUAUGUUCGCGCACCCGUUUUAAUUCUAUUACGCCCGGCUCAGUCUUUCACAAACAUUUGAGGGACACGGACGAGUGUCGUCGGGCGGCGCGCCGCGCCGUUUAACACUACCGCUUUUUUCUGAGUAGGGUUGCAAGUUAGAAAAUAAUUAAACUAUUAAAUUAACUUUUAAACUCGAAAUGCAUAAUGUUAUUAGAAGUUUAUGCACUUUUUUUAUUAACGUUUUCAGUACAGUUUAUAAACACAGAUUUCGCCUAUAAUACUCACAUUGUCGAUCAAGAAUUUAUCAUAACUUUUAAUGGAUUUUAUUUGAAUCGAACACGGUAUAAUUACAUAUCUGCCGCAUUAUCAUUAUCAGGUAUUCAAAAAUGGAAAAUAUUACAUAGAAAUAAUCCAGCAAGUCAAUAUCCCAGUGAUUUUGAUGUUUUAUAUGUUAAUGAUUGCAAUUUAUUGAAUGUUUUAAAUUCAUUAAAUAAUCAUCCUAUGAUAAAAAAUGUAUCUCCACAAAGAAUAGUACAAAGAUAUUUAAAUCACUUUGAUAAUGAAACUGAAAAAGUACCUAUACGCAGACGAAGUCUUGGACAAGAUAUCAAGUUAUGGCAAAAGUUAAACAAAAGAUAUAAAACACGACAUUUACUUCGUGCUGUACCUAAACAAAUAACUAAAAUUCUUAAAGCUGAUAUAUUAUGGCGUUUGGGUAUUACUGGGAAAGGUGUAAAAGUAGCUAUUUUUGAUACUGGAUUAAGUUUAUCUCAUCCUCAUUUCAAAAAGGUUGCAGAAAGAACAGAUUGGACUGGAGACGGUACCUUAGAUGAUGGUCUUGGUCAUGGAACAUUUGUUGCAGGACUUAUAGCAUCUAAUAGUGAAUGCUUUGGUUUUGCUCCUGAUGCUGAUUUACAUAUUUUUAGAGUUUUUACCAAUAAUCAAGUUUCAUACACAUCAUGGUUUUUGGAUGCAUUUAAUUAUGCUAUUAUGAAAAAAAUUCAUGUGCUUAACUUGAGUAUUGGUGGACCAGAUUUUAUGGAUCAGCCCUUUGUUGAUAAAAUUUGGGAACUAACUGCUAAUGGUAUAAUUAUGGUAUCUGCCAUUGGUAAUGAUGGGCCUUUAUAUGGAACUUUGAAUAAUCCAGCUGAUCAAAUGGAUGUUAUUGGUGUUGGUGGUAUUAGCUUUGAAGACCAUAUUGCAAAAUUUUCUUCACGGGGUAUGACUACAUGGGAACUUCCUCAAGGAUAUGGCCGUUUGAAGCCUGACAUAGUUACAUAUGGUACUGAUGUCUAUGGAUCAAGUGUCAGUGGAGGAUGUCGAACACUUUCUGGUACCAGUGUAGCAUCACCUGUUGUAGCUGGAGCUGUAACAUUAUUAGCUAGUGGUAUAUUGGCUCAAGGUAAAAGUGUAAAUCCAGCUAACAUGAAACAAGCAUUGGUGACUAGCUCUCAAAGGCUUCCUGGUAUCAACAUGUUUGAACAAGGACAAGGAAAACUAGAUCUUUUAAAAGCUUUCAAGAUACUAUCUAAUUAUGUACCUCAAGUCAGUUUCAUUCCUAGUUAUGUAGAUUUAACUGAGUGUCAAUACAUGUGGCCAUACUGCACUCAGCCCUUGUAUCUAACUGGAAUACCAAUAAUUGUCAAUGUGACAGUACUUAAUGGUCUAGCAGUGUUUGGUAGAAUCAAUGAUCCUCCAGUUUGGCAUCCAUAUAUUCCAGAUAAUGGUCAUUACUUAGAUAUUUCAAUUCGUUAUUCUCAAAUUUUGUGGCCAUGGUCAGGUUGGAUGGCUAUUUAUAUAUCAAUAUCCCAUAAAACACCUAUAAAUUACAGUGGUACUGCUGCUGGUCACAUUGAGCUCACAGUUGAAUCUCCAAAUACUGGUUCCAACUAUUCAGUAACAUUAUCUUUGAGAGUAGCUAUAAUACCUACACCACCCAGUGUAAGAAGAAUACUAUGGGAUCAAUAUCAUAAUUUGAGAUAUCCACCUGGCUAUUUUCCUAGAGAUAAUUUAAAUGUAAAAAAUGAUCCACUUGAUUGGAAUGCUGACCAUGUUCAUACAAAUUUUAAGGGUCUUUAUCAACAUCUUCGAAGUUUUGGAUAUUAUGUAGAAGUUUUGGGAGAACCUUAUACUUGCUUUAAUGCAACAAAUUAUGGUGUAUUAUUAGUUGUAGAUCCCGAAGAAGAGUUUUUUAAGGAAGAAAUAGUUAAAAUCCAAAGUGAUGUGGCUAAUUAUAAUCUAUCUAUUAUCAUUUUUGCUGAUUGGUAUAAUGUUUCUGUUAUGAAAAAAAUAAAAUUUUUUGAUGAGAACACAAAACAAUGGUGGAUGCCUGUUACUGGUGGUGCAAAUAUACCAGCACUUAAUGAUUUGUUAGCCCCAUUCAAUAUUUCAUUUGGAUCAAAUGUUUAUAAUGGAGAAUUUUACAUGGGUGAUCGGAAAGUACAUUAUUCUUCUGGUACUCAUUUGGUUUCUUUUCCUAGUACAGGUGUUGUUAUAGCGAAAACAUUAAAAAAUCAAGGUGAAGAAAUUUUGGAAGGUGACAUAACUAGACAAGAAAUGAAAGUUCCAAUAUUAGGUUUCUAUAAAACAACAGGUCAUAUAGUUGUCUAUGGUGAUUCAAAUUGUCUUGAUAAUAGUCAUUUGGAAAUAGAUUGUUAUUGGAUGUUGGAUGCUAUCAUGGAAUAUAUCACUACUGAUAAAUUAGCACAAGUUUUUUUAGAAGAUAACUAUAAAAUAAAUAACAAUAAGUCAUUACAUUUUAUACCUGAACGAUACAAAAAAAGUGAUCUACACAAGCAUUCUAAAGUAAUUAAUAAAACUGAUUCAGAAAUUAUUUAUCUACCUCUUCCUUCUUGUAUUGUAUUAAAACCAUCAAAAACAUUACCAUUAAAUCAAUCAGCAACAAGUAAUGAUUACAAACAACAAAAAUUAAAAUCUACUAUUACUAAUGAAGCAGAGAAUGAUGCAGAUUGGUUGAAAUCACUUAUUUUGAAUUCUCAAAAUGUGUCUGAGGACGUAGUAUAUUUCAAUGAAUUUUUUAAAGGAUUAUUUUUACCAUUAGUUUUUUUAGGUUUAGUUUUGUCAGUUGUAGCCAUUUUUGUUAUAUGGAAAUAUUACUGUUGGCGAGCUAAAGCUAAGCAAGGUUUAAUAGCUCUUGGCAAAAAGAAAACUGUUGGAAGUAUAAAAAAGAGUUUUAUGUAUGUCCUUAAACAAAAUAGUAGAUUACAAUCUGCUAGUGGAUAUAAUUUGUGACAAUAUAGAUAAUAUUUGAUAAUUAUAUUUUAUUUUUUA
This is a messenger RNA of Daktulosphaira vitifoliae (grape phylloxera), 3562 nucleotides long. RefSeq names its product membrane-bound transcription factor site-1 protease (gene S1P). The transcript has 16 exons. Gene Ontology annotation, biological process: proteolysis. Gene Ontology annotation, cellular component: Golgi apparatus. NCBI's taxonomy places the organism in Eukaryota, Metazoa, Arthropoda, Insecta, Hemiptera, Phylloxeridae. Gene Ontology annotation, molecular function: serine-type endopeptidase activity. The record is from RefSeq and is a predicted model, not a curated record. Bases 476 to 3523 code for a protein of 1015 amino acids.